Molecule: messenger RNA, 1108 nt
Organism: Arabidopsis arenosa
Lineage: Eukaryota; Viridiplantae; Streptophyta; Magnoliopsida; Brassicales; Brassicaceae
Source: the annotation of a GenBank genome assembly
AAUUGUACAACUUAUUGAUCAAAACAUGCAACUCUAGUGGUUCGGAGAACAAAAUGUUGGAAGGUCUUGUCUCACAAGAAAGCUUGUCCUUAAACUCUAUGGACAUGUCUGUACUUGAAAGGCUUAAAUGGGUGCAACAGCAACAGCAGCAACUGCAACAAGUUGUGUCCCAAAGCAGUAAUAAUUCACCUGAACUUCUUCAGAUACUUCAGUUCCAUGGAAGCAACAAUGAUGAGUUGUUGCAGAGUAGUUUCAGCCAAUUUCAAAUGCUUGGAUCUGGUUUUGGACCAAACUAUAACAUGGGUUUUGGUCCUCCACAUGAAGCAAUGGAUGAAUGCAUUUCAAGAACAAGUAGCUGCCAUAUGGAACCAGUGGAUACAAUUGAGGUUUUGUUGAAGACCGGUGAAGAAAACAGAGUCAUUGCCUUGAAGAACAAGAGAAAACCAGAGGUUAAGACAAGGGAAGAGGAAAAGACAGAGAAGAAGAUCAAAAUAGAGGCUGAGACAGAGUCAAGCAUGAAAGGAAAAUCAAACAUGAGAAACACUGAAACAUCUUCUGACACUUCAAAGGAGACAUCGAAGGGAGCUUCAGAGAAUCAGAAAUUAGAUUAUAUCCACGUGAGAGCUCGUCGAGGCCAAGCCACUGAUCGACACAGCUUAGCUGAAAGGGCGAGAAGAGAAAAGAUCAGCAAGAAGAUGAAAUAUCUGCAAGAUAUUGUGCCUGGAUGCAACAAGGUCACAGGAAAAGCUGGUAUGCUUGAUGAGAUCAUCAAUUAUGUUCAAUGUCUCCAGAGACAAGUCGAGUUCUUGUCGAUGAAACUCGCUGUCUUGAACCCGGAACUAGAGCUUGCCGUGGAAGAUGUAUCUGUAAAACAGUUUCAGGCUUAUUUUACAAAUGUUGUUGCUUCAAAGCAAUCAAUAAUGGUUGAUGUGCCAUUGUUUCCGUUAGACCAGCAAGGAUCUCUAGAUUUGUCUGCGAUAAACCCGAACCAAACGACAUCAAUUGAAGCUCCAUCUGCAAGCUGGGAAACUCAGUCACAAAGUCUCUACAACACAUCUAGCCUCGGUUUUCAGUACUAAGAAAGAUUCAUUAAAACAACAUGGUUGAC